Molecule: messenger RNA, 355 nt
Organism: Microbotryum saponariae
Lineage: Eukaryota; Fungi; Basidiomycota; Microbotryomycetes; Microbotryales; Microbotryaceae
Source: the annotation of a GenBank genome assembly
AUGUCCAAAAAAAAAUGCGCCUUCGGCUGGGCUUUCGGGGGUCCUCCUCUGCGUGCCCCCUUUGCGAACCUCGCCCAACUCGCGCGCUCUCGCGCCUCUCUCCCUCUUCUCUAUCGUUUCACUCGCCUAGUCAGACUGCUGAGUUUCGGUAGAGAACAGAUCGCUCGGCUGCGCCGCGGCCGUCCCUCCAGGCCGCGUCCUCACCGCCUCGCAACCUCUCCGAAACGAUCCGGCUCGUGCCGUCACACGAAUCCCCAGCGACCUCCGGUCCCAACUUAACAUGAAUCGUUCUGAAACGUUCUGGAAAGUGUCUAGAUCCACCACUUCGUCACACUACUACUCAAAAACCCCGUAG